Molecule: messenger RNA, 1464 nt
Organism: Cotesia congregata
Lineage: Eukaryota; Metazoa; Arthropoda; Insecta; Hymenoptera; Braconidae
Source: the annotation of a GenBank genome assembly
GCCGGUUACGUAAGAUUCAUGUUCGCAAUAAUGCUGUGCAUCGCGAAUAUGAUAAUAUACGGACUAAAAGUAAACAUAUCAACAACAAUAAUCGGGAUGGUUAAACCACGGAAAGUAGUUCAAGGAUCAAACGAUACUUACUACGAGUGCAGCUUCGACGACACCCCUAAUUUUACAAUCCAGUCUCCAGAUCCAAGCACAGUAAUCUACUUCGAGGAUCAGUAUGACUGGACAUCAACGCAGCAAGGACUGAUCAUCAGCCUGUACUUUGCAGGAUACAUGCUUGGGAUGUUUCCAGCUGGAUACUUUGCCGACAGGUUCAACACAAAGUGGGUCCUUCUAGCUUCAGUCUUAUCAAACUCAAUCCUAACUCUGAUAGUCCCAAUAGCAGCCAGAUCAAUCUCAAUGCUUCUGCUUCUCCGAUUCAUAGCUGGACUGGUGAGCGCAGCGAACCUUCCGGUGGUAAACGUCCUGGUUGGCAAGUGGAUGGUCUACGAGGAGAAGAGCACCUGGGUAGCGAUCAUCAACGCAGGAACUUCUUUAGGCACCGUCAUUUCAAUCCUGUCCUCCGGACUGAUUAUGCACGGCAUGGGCUGGAAGCCUGUCUUCUACAUCCACGGGAUCCUGCCUCUAGUCUGGUGCUCAGUCUUUGCCGUGUUCUUCGCAGACAACCCAGAAACCCAGAAGAUGAUCAGCGAGGAAGAAAGACAGUUGAUUGUCAAUUCUUACGGGCACCGACACACCAGAAAAGAGAAGAUUGCAGUCCCUUGGAAGGAAAUUUUCUCCUCUAAGCCCUUCUGGGCUCUGGUGGUGACAAACUGCUUGGGUAACUUCUGUUGGUACUUCCUAUUGACACAACUGCCGCUUUAUAUGAAUAAGAUGCUCAGGUUUGAUAUUAAGAAGAAUGCAAUGCUAAGCUGCUCGCCGUACCUAAUAAAUGCCGUAGUAAACCCUUUACUGGGCAAAAUCCUGGACAUUGGGCGCCAGGGUGGUUACUGGUCGCAAACAACUGGCCGGAAGAUCGCCGUUGGGAUAAGCUGCAUUCCGCCCAGUAUAAUGCUGAUCAUCAUCGCCUACAUCGGAUGUGACCGGACGACGUCAACGGCUCUGCUAAUUAUCAGUAUUGUGAUCAGCGGGGCGAUUUUCGUAGGACAUCUUACGAAUCAGAACGACCUGGCUCCGAACUACGCCGGGAUUCUGAUGGGAAUCACCAACACUCCGGGGACUAUUUCUGCGUUUGUUUUGCCAGCUCUGGUUGGAGCUUUGACUGAAGGCGGGCACACAUUUCAAAGAUGGAGGUACAUCUUUUGGAUCAACAUCGUCGCACAAUUGCUGGCGUUUGUUGUUUUUGUGACCUUCGGAUCCGCUAAGAUCCAAAGCUGGAACUAUCCUGCGAGUCAGCCGCCAGAAAAUGGGAAAAAGCACAGCAAUGAUGAAGAAGAGGUUACUUCUAAAAUGAUUUAA